UUUAUGAUAUUUUUAUUUCAAUUUACCCUUUAGUAAUAUAAUUGUUGAUCAACGUAGUACUCGUACUUAUUUAAAAAUAAUCUCUUUCGAUUUUUAUUUUUUUUAAAUACUCUUUUUUGUUCGUUGGUCUGUUGGAUAACCGGUAGUGUUUGGGCGGGGACCCUAAAUAUUGUACAAUCUUUAGAGCAUCAUUAGUGCGGCAUUUUCGAGAGAGAGGAGGGAGAGGAUGGAAUUUUUCUAGGUGUGCGUGAUACUUUCAUGAAUCUAAUGUUUUUGAAACUUUAGAUGGAGAAUAUUAAGGCGCAGAAUAUUGUGGUGAAAGCGUGUUGUGACGCUUUGAAACCAGCAACACAAGCACGGUACGCGUUGAACCGACUACGAAUUAUCCAAGAUCUGGCUGCUUUUCUUUUGGACACACCCGAAAGCCGCUGAGCUUGCCCUUUGAAAGUGUGGAUCUGCCUUCGGAGCGCAGCGUCGAUGACCGAAUUCCUAAUAUUCCCAGUAAUGCAUCCGCCAAACCAUCAAAAUCCUUGAAAACCGUGGCGUUGAGGAAAUUACCGGCGUCCCAACGCCACUUCUCCGACACCUCGGAUCCCUUGAACAAACAGCACCCUGAUGUUUCCGGCGAACAUUCCCCCUUGGUCCGUCGGAAAUCCUCCACCACCCUGUUGUCGACGCGCUCCUUGUCCCAGCAGUCGCGGCCACAUGCAAAAAAAUCCGCCGCGACAUCCAACAUCUUGGUGACAGCGGUAACGCCAGAAAAUAUUGAGGAAAAAGAGGAUAAAAUCGAUGCGGACGCGAAUGGCGCUGCGGGCCCGUCGGAUCAGGAUAAAACUGUCCCAGAGAAAGUGGUGCCGCUGGUGAAGAAGGGGAAAUACUGGAAGCAUCUGCAGGUGAUUGCCACCGCGUUGGAGGGCUAGGGAUGUCGGUUGGUGGAGAAGAAUGCAGCGUUGAAGGAAUUGAAGAAGAAUAGCAGCACCGUUUUGGCGUGCCCGUAUUGCGGAAAGCCAGACAUCGUCAAGGAGUUAAAUUGGCAUUUGUACCAGGAAUGUCCGCUGCUGAAAAUGUGCAAUUACUGCGACAACAAAAUCCUGGUCUGGGAGUUGAACGGACACUGGUUGGGGAAAUGCACCAAACGGCCUUCCAUGGCGCCGUGUUCGCGUUGCGGACUGGCCAUCCCACUGAAACAGUUGAAGGACCAUAUGAGCAAUGCCGAUUGUCUGGAUGUCAGCCUGGACGAGGGAGCGGCCACAUGCCCUUUAUGUCGGCAGUGCGUGCAGAACACGGACGACGGAUGGAUCGCGCAUCUGCUGGGCGAUAUUCAGCACGGAUACCGGAAGAGUAAACGCCGCAUCAAAGCGCAGAAAUGGAGUGAUACGGCGUGAACUUGGACGCUUUUUUGUUCCACGGAUGCCGUCCUGUAUUCUACGGCUCGCUUCUAUGGUUGUAUUAUCAUUAUCUUCAUUUUAAUUAUAUUUUUUAUACGUAUUAGUAUCCGUGUGACGUAUCUCUUUUACCACGAU
Paramacrobiotus metropolitanus is the source of this 1523-nucleotide messenger RNA. RefSeq names its product centrosomal protein of 104 kDa-like. The transcript is spliced from 7 exons. Gene Ontology annotation, cellular component: cilium. The record is from RefSeq and is a predicted model, not a curated record. NCBI's taxonomy places the organism in Eukaryota, Metazoa, Tardigrada, Eutardigrada, Parachela, Macrobiotidae. The coding region runs from base 1065 to 1385 and encodes 106 amino acids.